Messenger RNA from Colletotrichum fioriniae, 759 nucleotides. RefSeq lists its product as uncharacterized. NCBI's taxonomy places the organism in Eukaryota, Fungi, Ascomycota, Sordariomycetes, Glomerellales, Glomerellaceae. The record is from RefSeq and is a predicted model, not a curated record.
AUGGGCCAACUCACUUCCCAGCCCCGUGACGGCGCUUCGCCGUCUCACGAUACAGUUCUCAGCCCUUCGCAGGGUACAGACGGCCCCGAUCAAGGAAUCCCCGUUAUCACCCGUAUUCGCACCGAGGGCGGUAAGACAGCUACAGUGACCAUCACCCUGCAAGAGACAGCGUUGACGUCGGCCUUGGCCUCUACCUUCACUACCUCCUCACUGUUGCCAGUGAUGACAACUAUGAUGACUUCCAUGCGGCCUUCGCUAACCACCUCCACGCUCUCGUCUGCCGAACAGAACACGCGACUGCCCAAGUCGACCGGCUCACCUGACCAGGAACCCCAUGUCAGUCUUUCCAGGAACACAUUGAUUAUCAUCAUUUCUGUUGCUGUUGGCAGCGUGCUCUUCUUUCUGUUCCUCAUCGGCAUGAUUCACGCUUACGUGCGCCGAAGACAUGCGAUCAAGGAAGAUGCUAAGAAGGAGGCUGCUGCUGCUGCUGGCAUUCAGGAACGUGAGCAGGAUCAGUCUUCUCACCGGCAUUUCAAUGAGAAUGCCUACAGCAUGGCCAUGUCUCAACCAGCGCCACGCGCGCGCUCGGAGCCGGAUCUGUACCAGCAACUUCACCCGUCGCACGAGGUAGCCAACACCAGUUUCCAUACCCUGCCCGCCGCCUACCCCGCGUACGAGCUACAUCCAGCACGGGUUAUCGCUGAGCUUCCUGCCGAGCCACAUGGCAGCGGUCUUCCGCAUUACGGUUAUCGAGGAUAA